AUGUAUGCUCGCAACGACAAGCUCCUGACAUAUGAACCGGCCAUCGAGGGACGGAAGCGGAUCGAGCCAGCAAUCAAUCCAAAGCGAGCAGUGAAAUCUCCCUUCUUCAGUUCGACGACUCACCCAACCGUGACAGACCCGGCAGUGGUGCCGGUUACUGUCACGCCGUCACCGUCAUCGGCCAAGAAAAGGGCCCGCCCACCACGAGGCGCUGUCUCUGGUCUCCCCAUCCCGCCCCUCUCAGCCAGCCGCUUCGGGCUUAUCCAGGAGGAGCUAGCCGACGACCCUUUCCGCGUCCUGGUUGCCGUGACGUUUCUCAUUCGCACGGCAGGCAAGGUCGCCAUUCCCGUCUUUUACGAGCUGAUGGGCCGCUUCCCCGGCCCCGCCGCACUCGCCGCUGCGGACCCGGCCGGAAUCAUCUCCCUCAUCCGCCCCCUCGGCCUGUCCGCUGUCCGCUGCGCCGCCAUCCAGAAGUAUGCUCGCGCGUGGCUCUCACGGUCACCCACCAGAGACAAGCGGUACGGCGUCAAGAACUACCCCCUUCCCGGCGACGGCCGCCACGUUCGGACCGGGGAAGAGUUUGGUCCAGAAGGGGCCACAGGGGCUGCUCGGGCGCUGGGGUGCGCGUGGGAGAUCGGCUACCUCACUCAGGGACCCUACGCGCUCGACUCCUGGCGCAUCUUUUGCAGAGAUGUGCUGCUCGGCCGGGCCACGCACUGGACCGGAAAGGGGAGUGCCGACCCUACCUUCCAGCCGGAGUGGAUGCGUGUCCUGCCAAAGGAUAAGGAGCUGCGCGCUUGUCUGCGGUGGAUGUGGUUUCGAGAAGGAUGGGAGUGGGAUCCCCUAACAGACGAACGCCAGCCUCUCCGCGAGGAAUUACGAAAGGCUAUUGAUGGAGGUCAUGUAGGAUACGACGAUCAUAGCAGUUUAAUUAUUCUAGACCAGCAAUUAGAGGAUCUUAGUUAG
Lasiosphaeria miniovina is the source of this 966-nucleotide messenger RNA. RefSeq names its product DNA glycosylase. Gene Ontology annotation, molecular function: catalytic activity; DNA binding. The record is from RefSeq and is a predicted model, not a curated record. The coding region runs from base 1 to 966 and encodes 321 amino acids. The transcript has 3 exons. Gene Ontology annotation, cellular component: nucleus. NCBI's taxonomy places the organism in Eukaryota, Fungi, Ascomycota, Sordariomycetes, Sordariales, Lasiosphaeriaceae. Gene Ontology annotation, biological process: base-excision repair.